AUGACUAUCAACGAACGGAUUGAUGCGGUCAAAGCCGACCUCAAGGCAAAGAGAAGACUAUCAGGAUGGGUACUGCCAAAGGAAGAGACCUCUUUCGCGGACAAGGAUAGCUACUCCAACAUCGACUCUGAUGUCACUCCGCUAGAGCGAAGAACAUGGACGACAUGGACCAUCUUGGGCUUCUGGGUGUCGGACGCUAUGAAUGCACAAGGCUGGAUGGCGCCAGCUUCAAUCAUCGCCGUGGGCUUGACCUACCGAGAGGCAAUCUACUCCCUCCUGCUUGGUCUAGGCAUAGUCUCCAUUCCUCUCGUGCUCAACGGUGCAAUUGGAGCACACCUGCACGUUCCAUUUCCCGUGGCCGCACGCUCGUCCUUCGGCUUCCUCUUCGCCAGGUUCGCCGUCGUCACUCGAAUGGUCACAGCACUCUUUUGGCAUGCAAUUCAGACGUAUACCGGCUCCACCGCGCUCACACAAAUGCUUCGAGCCAUCUGGCCAAGCUAUCUCAACAUUCCCAACCAUCUACCCGCAUCGGCCGGCAUCACUUCACAGCAGCUACUCUCCCACUUCCUCUUUUGGAGCAUCCAGUUCCCUGUCCUCCUCAUUGCACCACACAAGCUGCGCUGGUUCUUCAUCUUCAAGGUGGUAGUCACCGUCACUGCGAGCACGGCCACAGUGAUCGCCGUAACGAGCAAGGCUGGUGGUACGGGGCAAAUUUGGGCUCAAGAUUAUCGAGUUCAUGGAGCCGAAAGGUCUUGGCUCACGCUUGCUGCCAUGAUGUCCUGCGCCGGUGGCUGGGCGACGAUGGCUACCAACGUUCCCGACUUCACUCGCUACCUGAAGUCUCCCAGAGGCGUCUACUGGCAAGGAUUCUUCCUUCCAUUCAUUGGUCUCAUGCUUGGGCUUUUCGGCAUCAUCUCCUGCUCGGCAGCCAAGGUGGUAUACGGGGAGUACGUAUGGGAUCCGUUAGUGCUCGCGGGCAAAUGGGAUGGACCAGCCGGACGAUGCGGAGCCUUUUUCGUCGGACUUUGCUGGGUGGUGGCUCAGAUCGGAACAAAUCUGUCCGCAAAUGUCAUCUCAUACGCCAACGACAUGUGCAGUCUUUUUCCCAAGUACAUCAACAUCCGCCGAGGAGUCGUCUUCGCCGCCAUCAUCGGCGGAUGGGUUAUGGUGCCGUGGAAAAUCAUUUCAUCUGCUCAAAGUCUCUUGACUUUCAUGACUGGUCUAGCAAUUUUCCUCGCACCGAUUUCUGCUAUCUUGGCCAGUGAUUACUGGCUCGUCAAGAAGCGACAUGUUGAUGUACCCAGCCUUUACCGUCGAUACGCUCGAUACAAGUACUGGCACGGCUUCAACUGGCGAGCGGCCGUGGCAUUCCUUUGCUCGGUGACACCCAACAUCCCCGGCCUUGCUCGAGCGGUCAAUCCAAGCAUUCACCUGGACUCCGGCAUCAUUCAUCUCUACGACAUGAAUUAUUUGUGGGGAUUGACGAGUGCCGCAAUCAUUUACUUCACACUGUCGUACUUCUUUCCCGCUACUGAGACUUUGAUAUCGGAGAGCAUUCAUGAUGACACGGGAGAGUAA
Messenger RNA from Pseudocercospora fijiensis CIRAD86, 1578 nucleotides. RefSeq lists its product as uncharacterized. Gene Ontology annotation, cellular component: plasma membrane. The transcript has 2 exons. The record is from RefSeq and is a predicted model, not a curated record. Gene Ontology annotation, molecular function: nucleobase transmembrane transporter activity. The coding region runs from base 1 to 1578 and encodes 525 amino acids. NCBI's taxonomy places the organism in Eukaryota, Fungi, Ascomycota, Dothideomycetes, Mycosphaerellales, Mycosphaerellaceae. Gene Ontology annotation, biological process: transmembrane transport; nucleobase transport.